Pestalotiopsis fici W106-1 is the source of this 1218-nucleotide messenger RNA. RefSeq lists its product as uncharacterized. The transcript has 3 exons. Lineage: Eukaryota; Fungi; Ascomycota; Sordariomycetes; Amphisphaeriales; Sporocadaceae. The record is from RefSeq and is a predicted model, not a curated record. Bases 1 to 1218 code for a protein of 405 amino acids.
AUGGACUUCAUGUUUCAGGCGCCGUUUCUCAUCCCGUGUCUGAUAUUCUUAUCAAUCAUCAUCCCACUCGUCUUAUUACUUGGCGGAAGGAAACGGACUCCUCUGAGCCCGCCCGGCACACCUAACUCCGGGAAACCCUCGCGCGCAAAGAACCCGCCGCGAGAGCCAGGCCAGUGGAUUCCCUCCGAUUUCGAAUUCCCAACCGUGGCGCCUUAUCCUGAUUGGGACCUCGCUUCUACCAAGCCAUUGCCUUACCGUGCGUUCCGAUAUGGCCCCAAGUAUAAUGUGAACAUGGGCCUGCGCUCAACUCCCUAUGAUGAAUGGAUCCAGCUCGAUAAUCACUAUCCAAAAUACCACCACGACAAAGCGGAGCGAAUCAAGGAACGGGGCAGCAAGUGCUGCGCAACGGCGCCAGAGGCUUACCCUGCUGCAAUUGAAUUGCUCGAGGAGUUGGUGAAUUACUUGCCGAAUCGAUAUCCUUCUCUGUUUCAGCGUACCGAUGUCGGAAUCGUGAAUCUGUGGUCAGGAGAGUCGUUCGACAUUACAGAGCGACCACUGAAAGAAGAUCCAAUGUGCAUGGCAGGACGCCUCGUUCAAGAUGAUUUGGCACUCAUGAUUGAAAAGCCGGAUGGUCAGUACUACCUGCUCGCCGGCUCCAUCCUUCUCGCCGGGUUUUGGCGUCUGGAGGACAAAAUCAACAAGUGCAUGUCGGAAAUUCACACCAGUGGCGACGUGCCGCAGUUCAAGGAGAAACUCGAGUCCAGCAUGAUGAAGUUUUUCUCACGACUCAAUUGCCACGAGCUCUACGCACGCAACAACUACUUCAUCCAGGUGGACGACUCCCUGCCCUGGUCAUGGAGCAUCGGUGCCGAGGACGCGCCGGGCUUGAGCUGGCAGACGGCCGAGAAGAACAGGGCGAUUGAGCAUCACUUUUUCCGGUCGGAGCGUCAAACUCUGCGGAGGCUCCCACAAAGCGGUGCUAUUGCUUUUACUAUACGAACAUACUUCCACCCUGUGACUGAAAUUGCUCAAGAAGAUUAUGUGCCGGGACGGCUAGCUAGUGCGAUUUGUAGCUGGGGCGACGAUGUCAGCCGUUACAAGGGUAAAGAGAGAUACGAGGAGGUGCUCCUGGAGUACCUCGAUAAUGAACACCAGAAACAGAUAGAUAGAGGACUAGACUUGACGCGCGAAGACGAUGUGCGGCAGUUUCCUUGGUGA